UGAGAGUCACCAUACUGUUUAUAAUGAGCAAUUUGAGUUUAUCAACAUAUUGAAUCGUAAAUAAAGAAAUCCUGUCGAGUGGGAAGCGUUAAACACUCAUUGAUUCGACGACCGCCACGAAUUAAGGCGAUCGUUGCUAAAUUACUUUAGUUGCUAAUUUCAUUUUGGUCGAUCUCAUUUGAUAAUGUUUUACUAGAUUUUAUUUACGAUUCGAUCAGGUUUUAUGAAAAAGACAUAAAAUCAAAAUUAAGUUUUCAAAAAAUAAAUAGUAUCAAAUUCAUCGAGUGAAAGCAAUAAAUCAUGAGUGAAAACGAAGUGAUAAAAAGGAAUACGAAUAAUUAUGAUGCAACGGAAUUAAAUAUCAAUGACAGGCAAAACAUUGACCAUGAAACGCCGAAACCUCCGCCUUUCACAUGGAAGUUUUGGAAGCAAAGACGUUACUUGCUUUCUAUAUUGGCAUUUUUUGGGUUCUUCAAUGCAUAUGCAUUGAGAGUUAAUCUUAGUAUAGCAGUUGUUGCCAUGACCAACAAUGACACAAAAAUAUUAGAGAACGGAACCAUCGUAAACAUAGUCCCCGAAUUUGACUGGGAUAAGCAAACUACAGGAAUUUUACUAUCGGCUUUUUUCUAUGGUUACAUAAUUAGUCAACUGCCUGCUGGAUGGUUAGCUAUUAAAUUUGGUGGUCAUCGAGUAUUUGCUAUUGGAAUAUUAGUUACAGCUAUAUUCACACUGGUAACUCCCGCAAUAGCAAAAUAUAAUAUAUACUUAUUAAUUGCUGUGCGCAUUUUAGAGGGAAUAUUUGAGGGUGUGACAUUUCCAUGUGCUCAUGCUGUUUGGACUAAAUGGGCACCACCACUGGAAAGAUCCAGACUUGCAACUGUAGCCUUCAGUGGAUCGUAUGUAGGUACUGUAGUUUCAAUGCCCGUAUGCGCGUUGAUCGCUAACCGAAUAGGUUGGGAAUAUAUAUUCUACGUCUUUGGUAUCAUUGGCGUCCUGUGGUUUGUUUUAUAUUGGGCAAUUGUCAAAGGUAAACCCGAAGAUGACAAAUACAUAAGUAAAGAAGAGUUGGAAUAUAUUCAGAAAUCUCUGGGAACAUUCAAUAUUUCUGCUAGCAAUCGUGAAAAGUCUUUAGCACCACCCCCAUGGAAAAGCAUAUUAAGGUCUGCACCCGUGUGGGCAAUAGUCGCCUCCCAUUUCAGUGAAAAUUGGGGUUUUUAUACUCUCUUGACCCAACUGCCUUCUUUUCUUAGAGAUGUUUUAAAUUUCAAACUUGAGAAGACUGGAUUUAUGUCUGCUUUGCCCUAUUUAGCGAUGGCUAUUCUACUUCAAUUUAGUGGACAGUUAGCCGACAGAUGCCAAGUAAAAGGAUGGUUAACAACAUCUCAAGUACGUAGGUACUUCAACUGCUCUGCAUUUAUUGGUCAGACAAUAUUUUUAUUAUUAGCUGGUUUUAUACUGAAGCCUAUUGGAAGCAUGAUAUGUCUGACAGUCGCUGUGGGUUUGGGCGCUUUUGCUUGGUCUGGAUUCAGUGUAAAUCAUUUGGACAUCGCACCACAAUAUGCUAGCGUUCUGAUGGGAUUGUCAAAUACUUUUGCAACAUUGCCAGGAAUAAUCAGCCCUCAAUUGACUGGUUUCAUUGUUAAUGGAAAGGUUGGAGAUGAUUUACUUACAUCGUGGCAAAUUGUAUUUUACAUUUCAAGUGGAAUAUAUUUGUUAGGAGCUGUGAUAUAUUGGUUUUUUGCAUCCGGCGAAGUGCAGCCAUGGGCCAAAAAUUUAACUAAUACAAAUACAAGUAUUAAAAAUGACGAUUAUCCAAACAAUAUUAAUUCUAAUGCAAGUAAAACUAGUGGAGCUGCAGGCAACGGGUAUUAUAAUGAAGGCUUAGAAAUGUAG
This is a messenger RNA of Ctenocephalides felis (cat flea), 1893 nucleotides long. Its product is annotated as sialin-like. Gene Ontology annotation, molecular function: transmembrane transporter activity. Bases 301 to 1893 code for a protein of 530 amino acids. The record is from RefSeq and is a predicted model, not a curated record. The transcript has 13 exons. Gene Ontology annotation, biological process: transmembrane transport; monoatomic anion transport. Gene Ontology annotation, cellular component: plasma membrane. NCBI's taxonomy places the organism in Eukaryota, Metazoa, Arthropoda, Insecta, Siphonaptera, Pulicidae.